AUGCGGCAGUGGCGGAUCUUCAUGCAGAGGACUUCGUUGGUGAUGGUGAUGGACGGGUCGUUCUUGAUCGUCUCGAGCAAGUCUGAAAGUGCCUUGUGGUUCGCGGGCGAAGAUGAGAUGAAGGUGCGGGACGCCGAGUCGAUCGAGUUCCGGCACCGCCUGCUUGUCUUUCAGGGCUUCCGCGUUGUCUUUCCUGAGCCUCUGCGCCUCCUGAGCGCAGAAUCGUGUCCGAAUUGGGGCACGCAGAUCGCCAUACGCUUGCUCACAUCGGGCGCGUGCUACGAGACCCGGCAAGCCACCGGGGACGGAGGCCCAGCGGAUGCGAAUGGCGCGCGCAGCCUGGGCGGCAGCACAGGGAACACAGGGCUAGCGUUUGGAAGUGCCGUUGGCGCGGUGCGCUCGGCGUCCAGCACGCAGGCAGGCGGGGCGGCGGCGAACUCCAGGGCACAGCCGCAGGACGCCUCGGGCGCGGCGGCCGCGGAGGGGGAAGCCCUUCUCGCGGACACUUUCGCGGCUGGACCGACGGCCUUCGCGGUGCAGGAGCCGGACCAGCCGCCCAGGCCUUCGCUGCACGAGAGCCCCCCGCGCGGGAGCGCGUCCAGGCUCAAGGCGAUGUUCGAGCAGAGGGCGGCCGCGAACGCGUCGGCCAGCGCCCCUGCUGCAGACGGCCUGCGCACGCACCGCCGCACCUGCCCGCCGGCCAAGGGCAAGCUGCUGCAGGAUCUGCUCAAGGCCGACGAGGCGCCAGCGACGUCGCACGGGCGCCGCGACGCAGGAUUCGAGCGCGAGCCGCGCAUCCUUGCGAUGGCGGCGACCUAG
Messenger RNA from Prorocentrum cordatum, 819 nucleotides. NCBI's taxonomy places the organism in Eukaryota, Dinophyceae, Prorocentrales, Prorocentraceae. The record is from the annotation of a GenBank genome assembly.